AUGGCACGCGAUGCACAAGGACAUGUCAUCCGUGACAGGAGUCAAGAUCAAGGACAAGAAACCCAAUCUACUACAAGCAAUGAGGACUGCUUAGAAAGCCACACCUACAAUAGAAGGGAAACACUACUCGAGGAUCCAGAACACCAAGCUACCCUUCGCAUUUGGGAGCUUAAAGACCUCUCAGUUGUCAGCAUCUGGAGCCAAGCCCAGAGAGAGGCUGCGCUUCAAAUCCAAGAGCAGAUGAUGGAGGAUUAUGAUCAUCUACAAGAGGUUAUCCAAGCUCAUGAGCAGACAAUGGCAGGACAAGCUGCUGUUGUGAAAUAUCUUGAAAAUGAGAAGUCAAAAAGCAGCACUACUCGCAAUAGAGAAUCACACCAGAAAUCCACCAAGAUCCCAGACCCUCCUACUCUUACAGAGGGAAUAGAGCCAGCUUAUGAUGAUUGGAGCAUUAAGAUAAAGAUGAAGCUUGAGGCGAACCUUGACCAUUUUCCUACUCCAGCCCUUCAGAUGGGUUAUGUGCAAAGCAGACUAGGUGGCAAAGCCUCCUCUCACAUCAAUCCACGCCUUCGAUCUACUCAGAACAAGUUUCAAACUGUAGAGGAAAUGUUUGAAGUCCUAGACAGAGUCUUCAAGUUUCAGAGACUCACUGUUGAACUGGAUUACUCAGAAGAGACCCUCAUUGAUGACCUCUGCCAUAAGGUUAAUACGAAGAUGCAGACUGCUUUAAUAGCAGAGAUAAACCCAAGCUCUCUUCAUGCCUUUGCACAAAAGUGCUUAUUGAUCAGAAUAUCCAGCAACUUCAAAUCCAAGACGCUCGCACUGUCCCUCGAGUUAUUCAGCAAGCCUUUAAGCCACAAGACUUUCACAGAAGGCCGCUGCUUCCAUUGCCAGCAAACUGGACACCGAGCUUAUGAAUGUCCUACCAAGAAUGCUCAAGUCCACGAAGUUAGCACUUAUGAUGCUCCCACUUUCGGGAAAAGAAUAACCUUCAGACAAGACGUCCCUGAAGGUGUCAUGACAGCCAGAAUUGCAACUUCUUCCUCAAGCUUUGGAUUAGAUCCAGAUACUCCAUUCAUAGUUACUUGUAUGAUAGGAAAAUCAAAAAUCAAAGCACAAGCCCUUAUCGAUACUGGAGCUACUGGAGGAAACUUUGUGAAUGCUGUUGAUGCAGAAUGA
This is a messenger RNA of Pseudogymnoascus destructans, 1176 nucleotides long. RefSeq lists its product as uncharacterized. Lineage: Eukaryota; Fungi; Ascomycota; Leotiomycetes; Thelebolales; Thelebolaceae. The transcript has 4 exons. The record is from RefSeq and is a predicted model, not a curated record. Gene Ontology annotation, molecular function: zinc ion binding; nucleic acid binding. The coding region runs from base 1 to 1176 and encodes 391 amino acids.